This is a messenger RNA of Rotaria sp. Silwood2, 1866 nucleotides long. Lineage: Eukaryota; Metazoa; Rotifera; Eurotatoria; Philodinida; Philodinidae. The record is from the annotation of a GenBank genome assembly.
AUGAUUGAAACAGCUCAUUCAUAUCAUCAUCCCUAUAAACCUAAACAACGUUUCACGCAUUAUAUUAAAUCUCCUGAUAUACAAAAUGUAUGUAAUGAUAUUGAAACAACAUGUCGAAAUAUUACAAAUGAUCAACCAACACCAACAACAAUUAUACAUCAUCAUCAUUAUUUAUCACAAUCAACAUCAAAUCUCCUUGAAACAACACAUCAACAUAAUGGAAAAGAAGAUUUUCGACCACCAUCAUCAUCAUCAACAACAACAACAAAUAUAGUUGUACCAUCUACACAAUUACAUGAAUUAACUCGAUCAAAAUCAUCACCACCACCACCAUCAACUUCUAUUAAAACUGAACCAAAUCUUGAACAAAAACAAUUUUCAGAAAAUUCUAACAAUACAACAAUUUCAUUGAUAAAAACAAAUAGUGGAAAAAUUCAAGGUUCAAUAGCGGUUAAUGUCCCAUGUUUAGUAUGUGGUGAUGAAGCAAGUGGUUUUCAUUAUGGUGUUAAUUCAUGUGAAGGUUGCAAGGGCUUUUUUCGUCGAUGUAUAACACAAGGAAUGUCUCAUCGUUGUAAUAAUACGGGUAAUUGUGAAAUAACACCAUUUAGUCGAAAUUCAUGUCAAUAUUGUCGAUUAAAAAAAUGUUUUGAUGUUGGAAUGAGUCGUGAAGCGUCACGAUUAGGUCGACGACCAAAACGACCACGUUCUGAUACGAAAAAUAUUAUAAUUAAAGAUGAUCAAGAACAAUCAACACAAGUAUCAGCAUUUGUUCGUUUACAAGAAUUUCAACAAAAACAAAAACAAAAAAUAAAUGUAAAUGAAAAAUUUCUUAAACAACAAACACCACCAAAUGAACGUGAUAAACAAUUAUCACCAACAAUUCGUAUUGAUUCUGUUAGUUCAACAACAUCAAUUAUUAUAUCAUCACCAUAUCAUGCACCAUCAGUUACUAUUGAAACACCUAAUUCUUCAACAUCAUUAUCAUUAUUUCCUGAAUGUCUUUUUCAACAUCGUCAACCAUUAUCAUCAACAUUAACAUCGGAGAUUCAUCGAGAAAUUGUACGAAAAAUAUCAUCAAUGUUACUUUAUCAAGAAAAAUUAUUAUCUGAUAUUGAAGCAAAAGAAAUGGAUCAUAUAGCACAAGUUAUUAUUGGUGCACAUUUACAAUUUUGUGUAUGUACAUUUGAAAAAAUACAAACUAAAAUUGAAGAAAAUCCACCAAUAUGGGCAGAUUCUGUGAGUGAUGAUCUUAAUUGUGAUCCAGCAUUAGUAUGGGCUAAUUGGCAAUUAAGUUUUCCAUUUGAAAGUAUUUUAAGAACAUUUAAAUAUUAUACAUUUUUUCAACAGAUUUCACAAGAUGAUCAAAUAUGUUUAUUUCGACAUGCAUUUGAAACUAUUCUUGUUAGUUGGUUUACAUUAUUUGAUGCUGAACAAAAAUUAAUGCUUACACCAGAUUUUUCAGCUUAUAUGGAUAGAGAUUUUAUAAAAACAAUAAAAACUUUAGGUGUUAUUAUGUUAGAAAUAUUUGAUUUGGGAAUGAAAGCAAGUCACCUUCGAUGGACUGAUAGUGACAUUGCAUUAUUUAAUGCACUUUUAUUAAUGAAUCCAGAACGACCAGAUCUAUGCGAUAAACAAACUGUUGGUCAAAUCGAAGCAAAAUUAAUGCAAGUUUUAUAUAGACAUUUACGAUGUCAUCAUCCAAAUGAACCAAAUAUGUUUCUUGAUAUUCUUCAAUUAAUACCAUCAAUUCAAGAAGUAAAUCAAAUUCAUUUGAAUGCUGUACAAUAUAUUAAACGACAUGAACCUCAAAUUUUUAAUUCUUUACCUGAUGUUCAUCGUGAAACUUACGAAGGUCUCUCGCCAUAA